AACUGCACGUCUCAUUCACUUUAUACCUAUUUUUUUUCCUCAAGUAAAAGCAAUGGACUGAGAUUCCCUGUUGGGUUUUUGGUGGGCCAGCAGAAAAAAAAAAACUUAUGGUAGGUACAUUACAUUUGGACAUGAUUGUUCCUGAAUUAUCCUCCAAGAAUUUUCUGAGAUGAAGAAGUUUUUCCCAUGCUUCAAUGAGUGUUUGAUCUUCCUGGCUGGCUAAUGCAAAACAUGUUGUCUGAGGAGCGGUGAGGGCAUCGGUACACUUAAGCAUCUGCUAAUCUUCUUAGAGUCUCUAAGUACCCAGCUAGAAAUCAGCUAGUGUCCAGAUUGUCUCUUCCUGCCCCAGAUAAACGACUCAGACAACAACAAAGAGAGAGGCUCUCCGAACAUAUCUGGCAUGGUCUCUUCUCUGGCAUGAAAUAUGCGCCUCCUCUCCUUCGGGAACUGCGUUGACAGAGCCGCGGAAGAAGUUCUAGUGGGUUUCCUCGACUUGAAGAUGUUCAGCGGCGGCACCAAGAAGUGGUUCGCCAGGAAGCAGAAGAGGCAGCAGCCGCAAAAAGCUGGCAGGAGGCCAUGCGCCAGGCGGAAGAAGAAGUGGGCCGCCAAGAUCCUCAAAGAGCACCGAGAGCAGAUCCUGAGUGAGCUGGACGUCAACGCCGUGCUUCCCUACCUGGUGUUCGACAAGGUCUUCUCACUGGUGGAGUACAAGGAGAUAGUGGGACAGGUGUCCGGCAGGAGACGGACGGAGGUGUUCCUGGACCACCUGACCUCCAAGGGGCCCGCUGCCUUCAGCUCCUUCUGCUCUGUUCUGGAGGAGGUGUGUCCUCACCUGCUGACCUGCUUCCUGUUGGAUGGAGAAGAUGGUGUCCCAGGAACGGGCAAGAAAGUGGGCCUCCCCGUCCCCCCAAACAGUGCAGGAGCUCAGCCGCUGUGCUCCCCUCCCACCUACACCAACCCUGUGUUCGAUUCCAG
Messenger RNA from Austrofundulus limnaeus, 975 nucleotides. RefSeq lists its product as uncharacterized. Gene Ontology annotation, biological process: regulation of apoptotic process. Lineage: Eukaryota; Metazoa; Chordata; Actinopteri; Cyprinodontiformes; Rivulidae. The record is from RefSeq and is a predicted model, not a curated record. Gene Ontology annotation, molecular function: death domain binding; protease binding.